Messenger RNA from Melospiza melodia melodia, 5247 nucleotides. RefSeq names its product cytochrome b-245 chaperone 1. NCBI's taxonomy places the organism in Eukaryota, Metazoa, Chordata, Aves, Passeriformes, Passerellidae. The transcript is spliced from 7 exons. The record is from RefSeq and is a predicted model, not a curated record. Bases 180 to 752 code for a protein of 190 amino acids.
UCAUGUCCCCUCCUCUGCCCUCACCCAAAAUGGCCGCGGGCGCCUCCGUCCAUCCCUGAGGCGGGACCAGCGCUGAGGGCGCGGGACGCGGAGGCGGCCGAGGCUCUUUAGAAGGCGGCUGGAGGCCGGGCAGUGAGGUUUGAUGAGUCAGACUGGGCUGUUGGGAGCUGCUGUUGAAGAUGUACAUGUUGGUUGAAAAACGCACAAAUUCCCAUCUGCACCUGAAGAGGUCACCUGGCAUCCGCUCCUGGUCUCUCUGUGUUGGAAUAGCCUCCAUAGGUUUGGCUGCUGCUUAUUAUAGUGCAGACAGCUUGGCAUGGAAGCUCUUCUACAUGGCUGGGUGUUUCUUUGUGGCAGCCCAGAAUCUGGAGCAGUGGGAGGAAGCUGUAUUUGAUAAAAACAAGGGAACAAUCUGCCUUAAAACAUUCAACCUCUACAAAAAAAUCCUGACCUUGUCAAAAGGAGGCAAUGAACAAGUGGUGGCCGUGCUGAGCGAGAUCCGCGAUGUGAACGUGGAGGAGGAGGCCGUGCGCUAUUUCGGGAAGGGCCACCUGGUGGUGCUGCGCUUCGUCACCGGCUUCUCACACCCGCUCACCCAGAGCGCCGUGCUGGGCUGCAGAAGUGAUGUGGAAGCAGUUGCCAAACUCAUUACGAGUUUUCUGGAACUGGACAGAGUGGAGACCCCACAAGAUUUCUCCCAGAGCAGCGAAACAGAGGCAAGUGAUGCAGAUGAACCACAGGUUAAAUACUGAUAGUCAUUGUGAACUGAAGCAAGCAGAGGCUUUCACAAUCUGGAAAAUAUUCUGAUUGUUCUUCAGAACAAGAAACCCCUCACAACCUUGAUCUGGGCAUUUCUCAACGUGUGCAUUUGCAAUGGGUGGAAUCUGUCUUAGGGCCCAUUGUUCAGUGCUAAAUUGCUUCAAGACCCUGCAUGUGGACACUGCUGGCUUUUGAACUUUUGUCACCUCAUCAAACUUGUCUAGGAAUAGUUAUUUAUUAAUGAAUUGGUUUGAAAUAAUUGCUUUUCCAUUAAUGAAGAUACAGAUGUGAGCUUCUGCUUACUGCAAACAUUUGCUGCAGGUACAGUAUAUGCAAUGUAGAAGAGUUGAAUUUGUAACUCAAUACACAAAGCUUUGAGGUUUCCCCUUUAAUAUAUGCAAUUAGGAGAUGCAGAAUAGUGGCACUUUUAUGUUCUCUACUACUGACUUGCCACUGGAUAUCUGUGGCAAUUUAAGUCUGAGUGCCUCUCUUGGAAUUUUAAACAUCAGGGUAAUCAACUUGUAAAGGUGUCUUAACUUAUCUCAGACUCACCAAGGAGCCAUAAAUAGCAAAGGAAAAAGGAUCAUGAUGAAACUUCCUGUUCUGUUUCACUUGUGGGCAGGACAGAGCAAUCUUUUUCUAGACCUCAAUGUUUACUAUUUAAACUGUGUAUUUAGAAAGGAAGCAGGGACAUGUUUAACUUUAGGUAGGGAAAGGGCUGAUGUCAAACGAGGUGGUAGCUUAGAGUUGUUGAGUAUUUCCUCACUUGAAAUGAUACCCAAGUGCUAAAUAAUAACUUUUUUUAAGGUAGGUAGCACAGACUAAAUGUCUGACUGUGUUUUACUCCAGCUGUGUGGUGUCCUCUGUUCUGACCAAUGGUUUCACAAAUAGUUCAAAUAUGCAUUUUUUCAAGGUAUUUCUGAAGUAAAAGCUACCUCUGUUAGUCAACAUAUUCUCUGUAGAGCUAGAACUGCUUCAUGCUUACAUUAACAUGUCAGUACAAGAAAGAAAUGUCAAAAGCUGCAAGUUCCUUCAGCAUGCUACAGCUGCUUGUACUGAAGUUCACUAGGUUUUAUUUAGGAAUCUUAUGGUCUUUAGACCUGAUUUAGAAAAUCUGUGCACAGUUACAUCUAGGAGAUGUGAACAGGUACGAGGUAACUGUGUUCUGUGCUUUCACAGUUGGCCAGCAGCAAAUGUCUCCUGGCAGCAGUUCCUUCAGAUUUGAAAGAGCCUGUGUUCUUGUUCCCAAUCACUCUACCUCUACAGAGAGAAGGCUCUGGAAAGCUUUUGGUGGAAGGCACAUCCUGUUGUGAGUUCAGUUUGGUGUGAAGCUGAGCACAGGUUUCCCUUCCAGCUGUCACACCCAGGCUGUGAGCAGAGGCUGUGGCUGUCAGGGGAAGGUGCUCACACUGCAGCAGGGCUGGUGGCUGUUGGUGUAGCUGCCUGCAGCACAGAACCAGGUCUGUUUCCUUUAAAUAAGGUAAAAAACUUGUAAUCAUGUCAGGUAUCAGCACAGAGCUCUGCCAGUACAUGUUCCUCAAAGUCCUCUGAGUUGUUGGGGUGAUCAUGGGGCUUUUGGUGCCUACCCCACACCACUGGAGCUGGGAAGCUGCAGUUUAUGAAUGUGGGAAAAUCAGGUUGCAAUUAGCUAAAUUUGCCUUUAUUCUCCAGCACAGCUGUAGGCUAAGCAUAAUCAUCAAACCUGUUUAAAAAUACUGCAGGGUGUAACACUUAAUGCAGAGUUCCUCAUUUCAAUCCACUGUAAUGCACACCCCAGGUGAUGCUCAUUUUAGAGAGAGGAGGAUGAGAUUGGGGAUUUGGAGAACUCUUUUUCCUCACAGUGUAAAAUGAGAAUGGUGAGUGUUCUAAGGACUUCAGCAGGAAGUUCUGUCCUGUAUGUCAUGGUGCAGUGUAAGCACAAGGGCUCAGCCUGUGCCAGCUGCUGCUCUGUGCCAAGGAUAUUCAGAGGGCAUUGUGCUGUGCCCUGCACUUACUCUGAGCCCGUGGAGUGGACCAUGGAUAGCCCAGACCAAACUGCCCUCAGCCUCAGCUCUGCUGGCUUUCAUUUGGAUUCCCAUGACAGCUGACAUUCCAUGGAAGAUGUAAACCACACUGUAGAUCUCCAGUUAAAAAUCAGCUUUUGAGAGGUCCAUCUGUUGGUGUGACCCUGCACUGCAUCCUGUGUGUGUCCUCUGCUGCUGAGCUGCAGUGCCUCCAGCUUGCUGUGCAUUCAUGGUGUUUGAUGCCUACACUGACAGACUAUGCAGUACCUUAGACAAAGAGACUAAAAAACAAUGUCAGGAAAUUGAGAAUAUAGAAAAGGGAAUGACCUAUAGUGAGGUACAAUGUAACUUGAAAUACAUCCUGUGGAGUAAUGUGUAUGUUGGGUUGGUGUCAGUGAUCACCUCUGCAGAGGUGUUCAGCAGUGUCCUCCUCACUCCUCAUUACCCUGCUGUGUUAGGCAGGGCAGGGAUGGCUGCACCAUGCACUGUGUGCCUAGGAGGAAUAUUGACUCCUCAGCCUUUCCCUUGGAGCACCUGGUGCCAUCCUCUGGUGCCAUUUCCAUGUAGCAUUUGGCAGCUGUCACUGUACCAACAAGUCCAGUUCCAGUGGGAAUCUGUGUUCUGCAGCCUGAGCUGGCAGGAUGGGCCCUGGGGAUGUUCUCAGAGCUGUGUUCUGCAGGAUGGGCCCUGGGGAUGUUCUCAGAGCUGUGUUCUGCAGGAUGGGCCCUGGGGAUGUUCUCAGAGCUGUGUUCUGCAGGAUGGGCUGUGGGGAUGAUCUCAGAGCUGUGUUCUGCAGGAUGGGCUGUGGGGAUGUUUUCAGAGCUGUGUUCUGCAGGAUGGGCCCUGGGGAUGUUCUCAGAGCUGUGUUCUGCAGCAUGGGCUGUGGGGAUGUUCUCAGACCUGUGUUCUGCAGGAUGGGCUGUGGGGAUGAUCUCAGAGCUGUGUUCUGCAGGAUGGGCUGUGGGGAUGAUCUCAGACCUGUGUUCUGCAGGGCAGGAUGGGCCCUGGGGAUGAUCUCAGAGCUGUGUUCUGCAGGAUGGGCUGUGGGGAUGUUCUCAGAGCUGUGUUCUGCAGGAUGGGCUGUGGGGAUGAUCUCAGAGCUGUGUUCUGCAGGAUGGGCUGUGGGGAUGAUCUCAGAGCUGUGUUCUGCAGGAUGGGCUGUGGGGAUGAUCUCAGAGCUGUGUUCUGCAGGAUGGGCUGUGGGGAUGUUCUCAGAGCUGUGUUCUGCAGGAUGGGCACUGGGGAUGAUCUCAGAGCUGUGUUCUGCAGGAUGGGCUGUGGGGAUGUUCUCAGAGCUGUGUUCUGCAGCAUGGGCUGUGGGGAUGAUCUCAGAGCUGUGUUCUGCAGGAUGGGCCCUGGGGAUGUUCUGGCAGCUGGGGGGCUCCUGUGGGGACGUGUCAGGCACUGCUGGCGGAUCCACCCAGGAGCUUCUGUGGCACUGAUCCAUCUGAGCCUGGCAGGGGACACUGCCCCAGUGGUAGCACAGGCUGAUGGAGGCUGAUGGGCUUUUCUCUUGUUUCUCUCUCCACAUGUGGAGCUUCUUGCCCUCCAAUAUCAUUUCUAGCUGGAAGACAUGGCCAGAUGAGUGCAGUAACAGUGCAUGGACAAUUCACCUGCAGUUGCUGCUGCCAUGAUUUGGCUGUGGCAGGGUCUGUGCCCUCAGCACAGGGUCCACUCUUCCCUCUUUGGACAAAUCCUUUCUCCUUCUCCUUUUGUGCCACUUCCACCAUUCUGCUGGAGGAUUUCCUGGUUUUCCUCACUCCUCAGUACACAGAGCCUGACAUGUGCCUGCUGUGAAGUGACUUGGACUCAAGGAAUGACAUCAAAGACUCAUUUUGGGUAGGAAACUCAGUACUCCCAGGAGACUUUGUACAGAUGUACUCAUGAACUUCUGCAUCUCAGGCUGUCUCUAGAGACCUGGGCCUGACUUAGCCAUGAUUAAAAAAGCUGCACAGCAGAGCUCAGAUCAGCUCUAACACCCAAACCAAGCCCUUUUGUCAGCUCCUUGCAUGGCUGUGCUGGGAUGGGGCUGGGGCUGUGGCUGCUGCACUGCUCUGUGUAACCUUGGUGUAACCUUGGUGUAACUUCAUAUUCCAGUACUUCACCAUGAAAUAUUCCAUUCCUGACAUUAAGUGUGCAAAUCUCAAAGAAAAUCCAAAUAUUUCUAGUUGAGAUCUGAUUUUUUGAGCUGUAUUUAUGAAGUUACACAGGUACCAAAACCUCAGCUGGCUCCCAUAAUAAAUAAAAAGUGCUAGUUCUGACAGUGUCAUGGAUGGCUGGGAGGCAAAAAUACUUCUGGAAAAUGUUUAGAAAUUGCCUUUUUUUUUUUUUUUUUUACUUUGAAAUUGCAAGUAGAAUUUCAGCAAGGCCUUGUUGUGUUGUCUUUUUUUAAAAAUAAUGUUAACUGAUAAAAUCAACUUUGAUAACUUGUUUUGCAUCGCUGUAGUAUUUUGUAUAUUGUUUUUAAUUAAAAUUAUUAAAAAUA